Messenger RNA from Girardinichthys multiradiatus, 1567 nucleotides. RefSeq names its product myo-inositol oxygenase (gene miox). Lineage: Eukaryota; Metazoa; Chordata; Actinopteri; Cyprinodontiformes; Goodeidae. Gene Ontology annotation, cellular component: cytoplasm. Gene Ontology annotation, biological process: inositol catabolic process. Gene Ontology annotation, molecular function: iron ion binding; inositol oxygenase activity. The coding region runs from base 162 to 1016 and encodes 284 amino acids. The record is from RefSeq and is a predicted model, not a curated record. The transcript is spliced from 10 exons.
UGUACACCUAAUGGUAGUUUUUAAAAGGAAUUCAUAGGUCAGACACUUUGUAGUCAGAUUCUGGAGGAUAUAUAUAUAUGAGCAAGAAGGAAAGUAACCAUCUCCAGAGGACCAACACACCCGAACACAUUUAGUGAGAUUACUGUUCAUCCUAACCAGCCAUGAGGGUGGUCAACAUUGGACCAGAUCCAUCUUUGGCAUAUCGGCCAAACUUGGAAAACUCCAAAGAAAAAGAAGAUUACAGAAACUUUGUGGAUGGAAGUCUCUUCAACAGAGUCUUUAAAACUUACAGUGUGAUGCACACCAAUCAGACAGUGAACUUUGUUCAGCAAAAGCACUCUGAAUGGACCCACUGCAGCCACUCUCAGAUGGGAAUGAUGGACGCCAUUAUGUCUCUGGACCAGCUGGUGGACGAAUCUGAUCCCGACGUCGACUUUCCCAACUCCUUCCACGCUUUCCAGACUGCUGAGGGCAUCCGCAAAGAACAUCCAGAUAAAGUCUGGUUCCAGCUAGUGGGGCUGAUCCAUGAUGUUGGGAAAAUCUUGGCCCUGUGGGAUGAGCCGCAGUGGGCUGUAGUGGGAGACACGUUCCCUGUGGGUUGCAAGUUUCAAAACUCGAUAGUGUUCAGAGACAGCACCUUCCAGGACAACCCAGAUGAGAAAAACCCAAGAUACAAGACUGAAUACGGGAUCUAUGAACCCAACUGCGGUCUUGAUAAUGUGCUUAUGUCCUGGGGCCAUGAUGAGUAUCUCUACAGAGUUAUGAAGUUCAACAACUGCCCCAUCCCAGAGGAGGGGCUUUACAUGAUUCGAUUCCACUCCUUCUACCCCUGGCACUCCCACGGAGAUUACACCCACCUGUGCAACGACAAAGACCUGCAGAUGCUGCCCUGGGUCAAAGAGUUCAACAAAUUCGACCUGUACACAAAAACCACAGAUUUGCCCAACAUGGACGAGCUAAGGCCUUACUACCAGUCUCUGAUUGACAAAUACUGCCCCGGAGUCCUGCAGUGGUGAACCAGCAGCGGCGUGAUUACAAAGUGGAAAUAUCAGCGACUCAAUGUUUUAUCAACACUUAAGCAGGACUAAGUGCUUUUUGGACACCCAGGUCAUCAUUAUUUGCUUAAACGUUUAGUUUCUGCAGCAGUCAUAAAAGGAAACUCUUCAAUUCUUGCAGUUACAGGCUGUAAAAAACUUAUUUUUGACAAGUUAGAAAUCAAUAUGGAACUACUACAAUGCUUCCUGUGGUGUUUCAUUUCUAAUAAUACCUAAAUAUUUACAGAAAAAACAGUUGCUGGAUAUAGGUCAGUACACAGACAGAGCUGCAAGUGCAAAAACACAGAAAACAUCAGCGAUAUUCAUUUACUCCCAUGAUAAACAGACCUAAGCUCAGUACUUUGAAUUCUACACUCUGGUUUCCUCAACCAGGAAUGUUUUCUUUCUCAACAUUAGAGGAAAUACAGAUGAAGUAAAUUGGGGCAGAAGACAGGCUGGCUGAUGAGGAAGAAGAGAUGUUAUUUGGCUUUUUUAAGGCAGGUUGUGAUUAAAGUCUUAAACUCCUUCAAAAA